AUGGCGGCGGGUGGUAGAAAUAUGAACUCAUUUCAAGCUCAUCCACUGCCACCGCCUCCGCCUCCACCUCUGCCGCCACGUGGGCAAGGAAGAGGCCCUAGUAUGGGCCAUGAGCAAAUAGCUUGUCGUUUGUGUAACCAAAUGUUCAUGAACUCACAAGCCCUAAUAAACCAUAUUGAGACUCAUUUGGUGGAAGAAGAUUUGGCUAUACAAAGAAGAAAUAAUUUCAUUCAUCGUCAACAACAACUUCAACAACAACAACAACAAAUUCAUCAUCAACAACAACUUAUGAUGAUGAAUAAUCAUAAUAAUAAUCAUAAUAAUCAUGUUUAUGUUAUCCAAUCAGAUGGACCAGCCCAAGCUACAGUUUUUCCUUAUAUUCAUGGACAAGAGCCAACUUUUAUCCAAACACCUUAUCAUCAUCAACAUCAUCACCAUCAGCCGUCGCCGCCUCUUCAAAUUCCGGCGGCCACCACUAUUCCAGUCAACAUCCACCACCAUGCUGCUCAGGAUGUUAUUCCUGCCCAUGCUGCCGCCGCUAUUCCAGUCAACAUGCCCGCCACUAUUCCAGUGAAUGUCCAACAUCAUCCUGCCGCCGCUGCUUUGACUCAAAUCAACACCAAUAACCAUAUCAACCACCACCAACACCAACACCAGCACCAUCACAACAACAAUAACAAUGUUUUGAUGAUGGGUCCAGCUGGCGGGGCCAGUGGGAACAACCAUGUCAACAAUGGUCGUGGUGGUGGCCAGCUGGCUACUCCUUCUCCUCCUCCUCCCCCUCCUCUUCCUAAUAAUAAUAAUAACUUUUAUCAACAACAUUAUAAUUUUAUUCAUAAUAAUAAUUUUAAUAGUUCUGUUGGUAGGGCUACUCACCCGAACACACCCCCUCAGGUAGUGUGUUCUCUUCCUACUUCUACUCAUUUGCCUACUUCUACCCUGAGUGGUAAUGGGCCGAAGAGGCAGAGAGAGGAGAAGGAAGACAAGAAGAAAGAGGAAAAGGAGGAGGACAAGGAAGAUGACAAAGAUGAGAAUAAAGAGAAUAUUAAUAAGAAUGUGAAGGAGGAAGAUGAUGAUGAUGAUGAUGAUGUGGUGGUGUUGGAUUCUGUUGAUCAAACUAGGCCAUUUACAAGUCUUUUGGACCAUCCGAUUCCUAAAAAGAAACGGACGGCGGAGAUGAAGGAGAAGGAGAAGGAAAAGAAGGCGAAAAUUGAUUUCACUCUCAAGCUCUGGCCUGUCACUAAAUCUCCAUAG
Messenger RNA from Cannabis sativa, 1254 nucleotides. RefSeq lists its product as uncharacterized. The coding region runs from base 1 to 1254 and encodes 417 amino acids. The transcript has a single exon. The record is from RefSeq and is a predicted model, not a curated record. Lineage: Eukaryota; Viridiplantae; Streptophyta; Magnoliopsida; Rosales; Cannabaceae.